Molecule: messenger RNA, 1288 nt
Organism: Anolis carolinensis (green anole)
Lineage: Eukaryota; Metazoa; Chordata; Lepidosauria; Squamata; Anolidae
Gene: ltap1
Product: chromosome unknown C1orf43 homolog
Exons: 7
Coding region: 412-1068 (218 amino acids)
Biological process (GO): phagocytosis
Source: RefSeq, a predicted model, not a curated record
UAUCACGUGACAGGGGCGGCGGCCAUGUUGCGUGGCGCUCAGGGCGCCGGGAUGGCGGCCUCUUCGUCGUCCUCCUCGCCGCCUUCCUCGCGUCCCUCGUCGUCUUCCUCGCUGCCUUCCUCCUCCUCUUCCUCCUCGUCCUCCUCUUCUUCCUCCUCCAGCAACUGGCUCUCCGGCGUCAAUGUGGUGCUCUUCAUGGCCUACGGGAGCCUGGUGAGGGCAAAAGGCGGCGGGAAGCGAAACAAGGCCUGAAGAGACAGAACAGGGUCCCAGAGCGGGGAGGGAGGGACCCCCAAAGGGAAUCCAGUCAACCCCGUUCUGCCAGGCUGGAAAGACACAACUUUGCGUGCUCAUUUUCCAAUACUUUUGCAGGUCUUUGUCCUGCUCUUCAUCUUCGUCAAGAGGCAGAUCAUGCGUUUCGCCAUGAAGUCCCGCCGAGGGCCCCACGUUCCAGUGGGACAACAUGCCCCCAAGGGCCUGAAGGACGAGAUCGAGCUGCGCCUCUCCCGGGUGCAGGACAUCAAGUACGAGCCGCAGCUGCUGGCCCCCGAUGACGCCCGGCUCCUGCAACUGGAGUCUCCCCGCAGCCCAUGCUCCUACAACUACGUCUACAGGAUGAAGGCCCUGGAUGCUGUUCGGGAGUCAGAGAUCCCUUUCUCCGCGGAGGGCCGGCACCCCAAGUCCUUGAUCGGGAAGAACUUCCGCUCGUACCUGGUGGACCUGCGCAACGCCAGCACCCCCUUCAAGGGCGUCCGCAAGAGCCUGUUGGACACGCUCCUCGAUGGCUACGACUGCGCCCGCUGCGGCACCGGGACCUUCGGAAAGGUGGAAUAUCUCAAGUACCAGGAAGCGCUGUUUGAGCUGGCCGCCAUCAUCAAGGCGCGGGGCGGCGGGAGCCAGCGGCAACACCAGUCGGCGGCCAAGGACCUGACGCAGUCCCCGGACCUGUCGGGCCCCACCAUCCAGGUGACCUACCUGCCCUCCAGCCAGAAGAGCAAGCGGCCUAAGCAUUUCCUGGAGCUCAAGAGCUUCAAGGACAACUACAACACCCUGGAGAGCACCCUCUGAGCAGCCCUCUCCGGCCGUUUGCGGACAUUGGUGGACAUCGGACAACACUCUCUGGCCUCCUUAAUUUAUUUCUCCUUCUCUGUGGUGUAUAUAUCUCUCUCUCCAUCUCUAAAGGCCUUCGCGUUGGUCCUUUACAUGGAACUCAUCCCUCUGCCCCGAGUGCAUUUUAUGAUUACAUUCCUCUGCCCUGAAUGAAAUUUAUUAAAAUAUUAAAAACAGA